CAGGUCCCCCAGCUCCACCUUUGCCAUCCGUUAUGUCUCCUAGCAGGGUUGCAGCUAGUCAACUGGGUCAACAAGGAAGUGAUUUAAUUGUUCCUGCAGGUGGCCAGAGAACACAGACAAAAAGUGGACCAAUUAUUCUGGCAGAUGAAAUUAAAAAUCCUGCAAUGGAAAAAUUAGAACUUGUUAGAAAAUGGAGUCUAAACACCUACAAGUGCACUCGACAAAUUAUCUCUGAGAAGCUAGGCCGCGGCUCAAGAACUGUGGACCUUGAACUGGAAGCUCAGAUUGAUAUAUUAAGAGAUAACAAGAAAAAAUAUGAAAAUAUUCUAAGACUGGCCCAGACGUUGUCUACCCAGCUUUUCCAGAUGGUGCAUACCCAAAGGCAACUUGGAGAUGCAUUUGCUGACCUGAGUUUGAAGUCAUUGGAACUCCAUGAAGAAUUUGGCUACAAUGCAGAUACCCAGAAGCUGCUGGCUAAAAAUGGAGAGACGCUUCUUGGAGCCAUUAAUUUUUUCAUCGCCAGUGUGAACACUUUGGUAAAUAAAACUAUUGAAGAUACGUUAAUGACUGUGAAACAGUAUGAAAGUGCCAGGAUUGAAUAUGAUGCAUAUCGCACUGACUUAGAAGAAUUGAAUCUUGGACCACGUGAUGCAACCACUCUGCCAAAAAUUGAGCAGUCACAGCAUCUGUUCCAAACACAUAAGGAAAAAUAUGAUAAAAUGCGCAGUGAUGUUUCUAUCAAAUUGAAAUUUCUAGAAGAAAAUAAGGUUAAAGUAUUGCACAAUCAGCUGGUCCUUUUCCAUAAUGCCAUUGCAGCUUACUUUGCUGGGAAUCAGAAGCAGCUUGAACAGACCCUUAAACAGUUCCAUAUCAAAUUGAAAUCUCCUGGAGUGGAUGUCCCAUCCUGGCUUGAAGAACAGUAAUUACACCUGGGGGAGAAGUCACAUUGGUAUAUUUCUAAACACACCUAAUAAGAAUUAAGCAGAAUUGGGGGUAAUGGGGUGGGGUGACAACCAUUUUAGUGAUUCUUGCACAAAUAGCUUUAAUUUUCCCCUUUUUCAUACUUUAACAAUUGAACUGUUAAAUUGGAUGGGAAUGUGGGUGGCUUUAAUGUAAUUUCUAUAAUCUAGACACAAUAAUUUUCCUUUUUGAGAAAUCCUUUUGUAUGAUGAGGGUCGAUGGAUAUUUCUGUAGUUUGAAAACAUCUAAUAUAGAUUUGCACUGACAAGAUAAAAAUUUGUGGUUUUGGUCCUGGAAAUGAGGACCAGUUGUAAUUUUUCCAAAGGGAGGUUUACAUGAUUUGUAUCAACAUCAGAUAUUUUAUAUAUGAAUAUAUUAAACAUCUUUAAGAGAUUCAUGUUCAUGUAUUAUCUUAAAGAAAAAAGAAACUAUUUUGCAGAGUAAAAUUAUAUGGUGUUCCUGCAGCAUCCACACUGAGGCGGCAGCUCUCAUGAAUGACUAGUUGGCUUGUGGAGUUGUGGAAAAUACCUUUGUGAAAAUGAAUCUGUAUCAUUGUAAGUUUGUUUUCACUUUUUUUUAACGAUGCAGGAAUCACACUCAUUUUGUAGAUUUUUAAGCUUCUGAAUUUGCAUUACCCAAAGUUAUUGGGCAAGUUAUGUUAAAAGUUGCUUUUGAUUCAUAAUGAAACUUUCUUAAAAGAAUUUUUUUGACAGGUGGACUUAGGAAUAGAGAUUCUUGACCGUUCUAGAGUCGAAAUCUGAGCUUAGAAAGUUAAUUUUUGGGUAAAUUCCAUUUUGAUAGAAGUGAAUUCCUAGAAACUUUUAUUGACUUCCACAUGUAACAAUACCGUUUAAGCCUUAAAUCACAGAUAUGUGCCUUCUCAGAUACAGUAAUUCUUAUUCAACCAAUGUACAUAACCCAUAAAGAAACCCCUUUCAGAUAAUGUUUAAUGUGUCUGUUCCUUCCUCAGAAAGGAACACUGUGUAUAAUUGUUGGGUUUCUUUGAACUCAUUAAACCACGUUUAAAGUUCAUGGUGAAAUCAGCUUUUGAGUCUGUUUUUUUUCUUUCUUAAUUCCUUUUGAGGAAUGGAAACUGGGAAGGUUUUUUUUUUCCAUUGGGUAAUGAAAAGGUAAUGUAGGAUAGUGUGGUGGUAACAGGAAGAAAAGAGAUUGGAAAGGCCAGUACUAUUUUAGUUGCUGAGCAGUGAUGAUUAUGUGUUAUGUGGUUGGCUUGUCCACUAUGUGGUUCUAUCAGUAAUGUAAUCUUAUUAAAUGUAAAGUUCUCUUAAUUUUUGUCACAUACAUAAAUUAAUAUUUUGAGAGUUAUCUCUUCACUUGUUCAUUUCUUUUAUGUUGAAAUGACUUACUUAAAAUUACCAUUAUACACAAAUUUUGUGGAUUGUAAGAUUUGUUAUAUAUGUUCAGAUGCCUUUUAGCUGGCUUUUUAAUUAAUAUACCUGUUUUCAGUGCUUAAUACAAUGUAAUGUGAUUGUAAACCAUAAACCUAUUUUAAAUCAUUCCUUCCUGUAUAUUUGUACUUGGAGAGAGCCUUAUUUUAUUCUUGUGAUAGUUCAUUUACAUUCCCCAGAAUGUGCCUCUGGUGUGAAUUUUGUAUUCUUAUUAAAAGUGUUUGCUGCAGUA
Molecule: messenger RNA, 2601 nt
Organism: Orycteropus afer afer
Lineage: Eukaryota; Metazoa; Chordata; Mammalia; Tubulidentata; Orycteropodidae
Gene: ARFIP1
Product: ADP ribosylation factor interacting protein 1
Biological process (GO): regulation of Arp2/3 complex-mediated actin nucleation; intracellular protein transport
Cellular component (GO): trans-Golgi network membrane
Molecular function (GO): protein domain specific binding; phospholipid binding
Source: RefSeq, a predicted model, not a curated record